AUGCAAUAAAAUUAAAAGACUAGAGAGCGGAGCUAUAGUCAUCAGUCUUCUGCGAGAAGAAUGUAGCAAAAUCCUAACAUUGUGCCAUAGUAGAAGCCUUUAGCAAAUACUUUGAUUCCAACAACAAAUUUAUAGCCGUUCUAAACAAAUGUUGACAGACCUUAAUCUAAUAGAAAUGAUCCUUCCUCUAGAUAAAUAAGUUAACAAAUUUAGCAAAUGAAAGGAUCUUAGCAAGGCUAGGCGCAAUAGUUGCAACAAUAAGAAGUAUUUACAUAAAAGAUAAAGUAAGUUAGAUUACAAAUGAUUUAAAAUCACAAAUAUGCAAUUAGGAAGUGA
Molecule: messenger RNA, 336 nt
Organism: Tetrahymena thermophila SB210
Lineage: Eukaryota; Ciliophora; Oligohymenophorea; Hymenostomatida; Tetrahymenidae
Exons: 2
Source: RefSeq, a predicted model, not a curated record